AUGCAAGCGGGCGGCUUUGACUCCUCUGACGAAGACGCCGCUGAGGAGGACCCGAGGCCGCUCCCGAUCUCCUGGUUGUCUUUGUCUCCUUUCUACUCUUCUGAGUUCCUGGGAUUAUGUUCCCUUCCAGGUUGCAGGUUUAAGGAUGUUAGAAGAAAUCUCCAGAAAGAUAUAGAAGAACUAAAGAACUAUGGGACCCAGGAUAUAUUUGUGCUUUGUACCAGAGGAGAGCUCUCGAAAUACCGAGUACCGAACCUUAUAGACACCUACCAACAGCAUGGGAUCUGUGUGCACCACUAUCCUAUUCCUGAUGGGGAUGCUCCUGACAUUGCCAAGUGCUGCAAAAUUCUGGAAGAGCUCAGAAGCUGCCUGGAAAGUAACCGGAAAACAAUCAUACACUGUUACGGUGGCCUCGGACGCUCAUGUCUCAUAGCUGCGUGUCUCCUGCUUCAGCUUUCGGAUGUGCUGGCACCCCAGCAGGCGAUAGACAGCCUCAGAAACUUGAGAGGAUCUGGGGCGAUACAGACCAUCAAGCAAUACAACUACCUCCAUGACUUUCGAGAGAACCUAGCUGCAUAUCUGGCAACAAAAGAUACGAUACUAAGAUCGGUAUCGCGAUAA
Messenger RNA from Balearica regulorum gibbericeps (East African grey crowned-crane), 621 nucleotides. RefSeq names its product cyclin dependent kinase inhibitor 3 (gene CDKN3). Lineage: Eukaryota; Metazoa; Chordata; Aves; Gruiformes; Gruidae. Gene Ontology annotation, molecular function: protein tyrosine phosphatase activity. Gene Ontology annotation, biological process: protein dephosphorylation. The record is from RefSeq and is a predicted model, not a curated record.